GGAGAAAAUAAUGUAUGGUUUAAAAACACUAGUAAGACCAACAACCUGUCUAACAAGAGGCUUCCGUCGGCAUAUCACCCAAAUAUCUGAUGACACCAUAACCGAUAUGCUUGUUUCCAAAACUCUAACUUCCAAUAAAACUAACGAUGACUAUAUCCGAUGCACUAUAUUCGAUCAACAAGGCAACAUAAGGAUCCAAGGUAAAGAUAUAAAGCGUCUGGAGUUUCUCAAGAGCAAUAACUUGGUGGCCAGAGACUUGAGGAAGAUUUCAAAAACUAAUACUCCCAACUCGGCCAGUUAUAUUAAUCUUGAAGUUGUUCCAUCCAUAGUAACGAGAUCAAGUGGAAUUCUUUUAAACCUACUCAAUAUUAGGGCCAUGAUCAAACCAGAUAUGGUAGUACUAUUCGAUAACCCCACACUGACGGCUGAAGGACCAGCUGGAGCGGGACUAAACGAGUCAUACACUCAUGGUACUUUACUCGAGAAUAUGCGCAAAGGGUUGGGAAACCAAGCGGAAUCCAGUCAGUUGCCGUAUGAAUUCAGAGCCCUUGAGACCAUUUUGAAUCACGUGGUGGAGGAGUUGAGCCUGGAAAUGAAACUCCACACCACCAGUUUAAAGAAUUUGUUGGAUGGCCUAGAAGACUCAAUAGACAGUCAUCGACUCCGUUACUUGUUGAUCCAGUCCAAGAAAAUGACCCAGUUUCUCAGGAAAGCCACUUUGGUGAGAGACUCGUUGGACGAAGUUCUUGAUAAUGACGACGUAUUAAAUUCCUUGUAUUUGAACGAAAAACGGUUCAAUUCGAAUCACGAAGAAGUAGAGCUUUUGUUGGAAGCCUAUUAUGUGACGAUGGAUGAAAUCGUUCAAAAGGUUCAAAACUUGAUCGCUCAAACCAAGUCUACAAAUGAAAUUGUUAAUAUCAUUUUGGACUCCAAUAGAAAUGAAAUCAUGCUUCUUGGUUUAAAAUUCGGGGUGGGGAUGUUAUCUAUGGCGGUAGCUUUGUAUGCUGCUGCCGUGUACGGUAUGAAUUUAGAGAAUUUCAUCGAGGAAACGGACUUUGGGUUUCCCGUUGUUAUAGCGGGAAGUUUCUUGCUUUUGUUCAUAUACCUUCGGGUUAGUGUUCAUGGUCUUAGAAAGAUUCUGAAAGUGACGAUGACGGGAAAUUUCAAGAAUGAUAAGAUGUAUAAAUAGUUGAAAGUGCUUGUAUAUAUUUUUAAUGUGCUUAUGAACUCUUUUAUUAAUCUUCGGCAAAUUCAACAUCUAUAGCUGGAGGCAAAAAUGUUCCACUCACACUUCUGUCCCUAUGUUCGUGCAGCUCUCGGGAGAGAUGUCUUGGGGACGCACUGGGCGAAGGUGCCGGUGUAACCUUGGUAUGGAAUGGUCUCAAAGAAAAACUGUCUGAAGCAGAUAGAGCUUUGGGGCUCAUUAUUCCAAUAGUGGGAAUGGGUGGUUUGCGUGGACUCAAAGGAAUGGAAACUUUCUUUUGGAGACCCAAGUUGUUCCUUUCCUGUUGUUUCCUUUCAAUGUAAUUCUUUUCGUUACUGACCAAGUUGUUAAACAAAUCGCAUCUAAGUUCAAGGUCCAACAACCCUUCAAGGAUUGAAUUAUACACUUGAAGGGGAGGCUUGAGACCACCGGCUGACCUGAUGGGUGAAGGCCUGAAGAUUAAGUGCAUAAAAGGAACAGCUCCAAUAGCGUCCAUAGAGUUCAAUUUGUGAACAGCCUCCUUGACCUCAGAUUCUUUAGU
Molecule: messenger RNA, 1745 nt
Organism: Yamadazyma tenuis ATCC 10573
Lineage: Eukaryota; Fungi; Ascomycota; Pichiomycetes; Serinales; Debaryomycetaceae
Source: RefSeq, a predicted model, not a curated record